UGUAUACGCGCCGAGGCGGAGAGCGAAGAUGGCGGAGGGCGUCGAAGCAGAGCACGAAUGGAGCGAUUGGGCCCUGGACACGGCCGAAAACAGCAUUAUGGCGGUGGAGACCCUGCUGGCUACACUGAGAGCCUUCGAAGACGUGCUCAGACAGCAAGAAAUAUCCAUAACGUCUUCCACGGAGUAUUGUGACAACUUCUGCCAGGCACUGAUGCACUAUGCUGGGAGCAGGAACUCCAUGGAGCAUGGCCUCCCWCUUCUAGAGGUCUACUGCCUCUCCAUAAACUGCUUCGCAGCAGCAAGAUCCCAUCUGACUGCAGAGUCCGACAGAGUGGCCCUUGUUUUGAAGAGACUCGCUUUAAGCUGCUUUGAACUGUUGCUGUCCGUGCCUGAGAAUGAAAUCCCAUUGGAAGCCUGGCUCCAGUUCCACCACUCUGUUCAGAUUACACAUGAUACGCUGUUACAAUAUGGAAGCACCGACCUGCAAGCUCUGCUCCAAAUCACAGGAGAAGGUGGGGCAUGGAGCAACCCGGUCCUAACUGCACUCCUCACCGGCCAGCCCACCAGCCCAGAGGAAGUUAAUGCGUACAUAAACUUGGAGGGUGAGGGCUUCAUGGAGAUGCGGGUGAAACAUCUGGAGAAAAUGGGCGAAGUGGCCAAAGCUGUGGUUUUGGCCAAAGCUUGCACUGAAUGCAGCUUCAUUCCCAACCAAGCUACGUUUCGUCAGACGUAUGUCUCCCUGCUUUGCCACCUGCUGCCCAAUGAAGAAGCCAUUAUGGAGAUAUCCAGACUGGACUGUAAGGAUGUCCUGGAGAUCACUUGUAAUUUGGAGAUGGAGGGUGAGGAGAAUACAGCCUUCAUCCUGUGCACGACUUAUCUAACACAGCAGCUGCAGCAGCAGAGUCUUUACAGCUCCUGGGAAUUGAUAUUGUUGUGGAGUAGGCUUCAAAAGAAACUGGACCCGUCAUUGGUGUCUCUUCUGGAGCGAUGCCUUCAGCUUGGUGCCAUUGCCAAAACUGUCKAACAUUUACUUUACCUGGUCCGUGUGAUUCAGACAGAGGCAGAGACCCAGGGGGUACCUACCUCAGUCGAACUUUGUGUCAAAGCUCUACAACUUCCAAAGCAAGAAGACUCAGAAACGAGAACGUCCGUAUGCAAAACYGUGUCCUGCCUUCUUCCAAAUGAUCUCGAAGUGCUGCGUGCCUGUCAGCUCACAGAAUUCCUCUUAGGCCCCAGCCAGGAAGCCUUCACCUGUCUCGAGGAGCUCUACCUGCGCCCAGACCAAAAGUAUGACCAGGAAAACGAGGUCAUUCCCAACUCACUACGCUGUGAGUUGUUACUGGCACUAAAAGCCUACUGGCCUUUUGACCCCGAAUUCUGGGACUGGAAAACUCUAAAGUAUCACUGCUCAUCCCUUCUGGGCUUGAGACCAGAGUCAGAGGAAGAAGAGGAAGAAGUGAUAGACAAACAAGAGAAGGCCAAACAUGAGCUACAGGGAGUUACAGUUAAAGAAGAAUCUGAGUACCAGAACAGGAUAAAUGGAGGACUUGACAAUUCUGAUUAUCARGAUAACAAACCAUUCCCUAACCACACACAAUUCAACGAAGAAAAUGGGACAAAAAGACCAAAGUUCUGGUGUCAAAUUUGCAAACAUUCAAUCACAGAUGUACAAAUCAUUCACCACUCCAAAAAACACAUCAAGGAGAACAAUCACACCUGCCCUGUUUGCCUGGAAAAGUUUAAUAGCAGAAAAGACCUCGUUCCUCACAUGAGAAAGCACAUUCGGAAUGAAAUUCGUCUCUCUCAGAACGUGAGACAAAACAAUGUAGCAAAACAGACAGACGAGGAUGAUGACAUUGAACCUGGCGAGAUUCCAGUCGACCCGUCCUUGAUGCUGUACUACAAGUGCACACACGAUCCRGAGGUGUUGAAUCACAUUGUGCAGCAAACCAAAACCUUGAACGAGAAACASYCCGACGAUGACGAGUAUGUGACCUUCGAGUACAUCGACAGAAACUUCAAACUGCAGAACCGAGAGGAGUAUCCCUGCCCGGGAACCAACUGUACACGGACCUUUAAACAUUCCAAGUACCUGUACGUCCACUUGAGAUCAGAGCACAUUGGUGAUGACAAUGUGAAACAUUUUCAUCAAAUGAGAGACAAGCGGGAAAAGUGUGUGUUCUGCAGGCGUCAUUUCAUAUCGGCUUACCAUUACCGCAAACACCGAAAAGUUCACUACGGUGACUGGCCCUACAUAUGUGUGGUUAUAGGUUGUGGUGCAAAGUUCAAAACAUCCAAUGAACUUGUCACUCACAAGCAGACCCACGGCUACCAUCUGAACUACCAGUGUGAGCUCAACGGCUGCUACGUCACCUACUCUGACUUYGGACAAAUAUAUCACCACGAAGCGCAGCAUUUCAGAGAUGCAGCAUUUACCUGCUGCAGCAGUGAAUGUAAAAAAUUCUACUUAUCCAAAAAGGACUUUAUAAGGCAUUUAUCUACACACAAGAUAACUUUUACAGAAGAUGAUUUUGAGGCUCAGAGGAAGGCAAAGCGGAAACUUUUUAAGCCUGUUCGUGACGUGACCGUUCACCCCGACAAGACGGUUGAUUCAAGAGGCACUGUAAAUGGAGAAGUCCUGAAUUCUCAGUCAGAYGGUUGUACCACCUCUUCACAAGAAUCAGACAUCACAGAGCCCAAGGCAACGGUUACACUGGUGGCGAUGUGCUUUGAUGGAAGUAAAUUCACAUGUGGCUUUGACAAGUGUGGCAUGACUUUUUCCAGAGCUAGAGAUGUCCAGAGACACCUGAAGUGUGCUCACCCAGAUCAUCUCAAAUUGGAGGACAAGGAAUACAAACAAGACAAGGAGCAGGACGACGUGUCAAAGAGUGUAAAGACUGAAACUGAGCCAGAGCCUGAGGAGAAGGAAAAACAUAACAACUCAGCUUCAWCUCUACCUGUGGAGCCUGGCAAAGACAAAAAGUUGACUGCUAAUUCAAAAAGCAAAGAAGCAAACCUUUUAGGCCUUAACACAAAAUGUGACGCCCUAAAAGAGCUCGUUAUCGGGCUGAGUAAGCUCAGCUUGAACACCCCAUCUCCUAACAGUUUGCCAGUUCAGCCCCCACAGCCCACACAUGAUUUGAUGACCUCACAGCUGUCGCUUCARCAAGCCAUCAUGGCAAAGCCUCCGGUUGUAUUGCUUAAGAAGAGACCACAGCUGUCUGAGGGGAAGGUGAAAGUCCAGGUUGAACAAAKYUUAGUAACCAGUGAAGACAAGGGUAUUGAAACAUUAGCCUCAGCUAAGCCAUAUAUCUGUAAGCACAAAGGGUGUGGCUUUAGGAGUGGUCAAAGUUACAGCUUAAAGCGCCACUAUAACUCUGUCCAUUGCUACAGCUUAUGUGAGGCCAAAAGAUUGAUAACCUCUUUUAAGCCUUACAAGUGCCAGUUUUGUCCCAAGACCCACAGAGAAAAGCGUGAGCUGAAGUUGCACUACCUAAACAUCCAUAACAUAAGUAAGACUUUGAUACCACAGAUGGGCUGUGAAACUACCCAACAUGAGGAAAGGAAGAAACCUACAUCUUCAACAAAACAAACAUCUCAGCCCUUCACCAAUCACAGUCCAGAAUUUAAUAAGAAAAAUGUUAAACAGGAACGCCUGCUCGAGCCAAAAAGCUCUAGUGUAAUUAUUAAAGAACAGAACAUUAACACUCAAACUCCAUCUGAAGAGGAAAGAGAGGGUGAAGUAGAGAGCAGGGAAGAGGAUAAUGAGCAGAAAGGACAAACAAAGGAUGAGAUAACACAAAAGCUCAGAACUAGACGAUUGGUGGCCAAAAGUAACCUAUGCUAUAUACUGGAUAAAUUCAGUAAGCCGUUUCAUUGUGUGGCAAAAAACUGUGGUGCGGCUUUUUCCACCCAGGGAGGCCUUGUGCGCCACCUGCAGUUUGUGCAUCAUUACAAUCGUUCUCAGCUCCUGUUAGAAAGUGACUGCAAAGUGCAACAAAAUCCAGAAGUCAAAAAGGAACCUGCAAAGAAAAGACCUCCCCCAAAAUCUGAUGAACCUCAGCCCCAGUUCAAAUGCCACUUUGCUAACUGCACCGCCUCAUACCACCUUAAAAGCAGCCUUGUGCGUCACACUCGUGAUUACCACUCUCGGCCACCUGGGCUAAUAAAGUGCAAAUUUGACGGCUGCACCGCCUCAUACCACUUUAAAAGGAACCUUAUGCGUCACACUCGUGAUAUCCACACUCAACCACCUGGACUAAUAAAGUGCAAAUUUGACGGCUGCUCCAAGGUGUUCAGUCGCAACGAUGCGCUCAAAAAACACACGCUUUAUAGCCACUGCGAGUAUUACAAUUCACUCGUGGUUCGACUGCAGAGCACGCAUAAAAAAUCUAUUUCUGGAUGCCAAAAGAAGCUCAUAAUGACACCACAAUGUCGCCAGAAGCAAGAAACUAGUUCGCUGACUUCACCGAAAUCAGAGAGCACCAGAGAUCAAGAAGCUGUGGCRCAGUUAGAAGAAAAGAGUGACAAAGAUCUUAAGGAAACUAAAAGUUCCAAAGAAGAGGACUGGAAAAUAUAUCGUUWUAGUGAUUUUGUCUAUAGAUCUCAUGAAGAGGCACUACAGAUGUGUCAAGACCGCUGCAUGCCUGUUGGCUACCCAUGCAUGGUUCAGGAUUGUGAUUCUGUCGUCGUAUACAUGCGCAGCUUGCAACGUCACUAUYUUACGGUGCACGGCAUGGUACGGGGAGAUGUUGUUAAAAAUGACAAAAAGCUUUUUUUUAAUGCUGAGCAGCUAGAGGAACUGAUUGAAAGGAAAUCAGCAAGACCYACUGUUGCAGAGGCAUCAUCUCCUAAACAAGUUUUCAAAACACAGUGCAAAYCAGAGCCUAAAAAUACAAAGGAGGCUCCUUCACCCACUAGUCAUGCCUCCAUCAAGACUGAAACGCAGGAUGUGACUAUACACGAUCUUCAAAAUAUCCCAGAGAAACAGGAGAAAAGUCACAAUUCUCAUGAUGUCCUAGAGACAGAAGAGAAUGGCCACAGUUCUCCGAAAGUCUCGGAGACAAAAGAGGACAGUCACAAUCUUCAGAAAGUCUCAGAGAAUGAGAAAAGUCAGGAUUCUCAGAAUGUUUUGGGGAAGGAAGAUGGUCACGAUCUUCAAGAUGUCCCAAACAAGCAAGAGAAAAGUCCUGAUCUUCAAAAAGUCUCAAAGAAGGAAAAGAGAGGUCACAAUCAUAAGAAAGUCUCAAAGAAGGAAAAGAGAGGUCACAAUCAUAAGAAAGUCUCAAAGAAGGAAAAGAGAAGUCACAAUCAUAAGAAAGUCUCAAAGAAAAAUGAACAUAGUCACAAUCUUCAGAAAGUCUCGGAGAAUGAGAAAAGUCAUGAUUCUCAGAGUGUUUUGGAGACGGAAGAUGGUCACGAUCUUCAAGAUAUCCCAAACAAGAAAGAGAAAAGUCCUGAUCUUCAGAAAGUCUCAAAGAAGGAAAAGAGAAGUCACAAUCAUAAGAAAGUCUCAAAGAAAAAAGAACAUGGUCACAAUCUUCAGAAAGUCUCGGAGAAUGAGAAAAGUCACGAUUCUCAGAACAUUUCAGAGAAGGAAGAUGGUCACGAUCUUCAAGAUGUCUCAAAGGAGGAGGAGGAAAGUGACGAUCCUCAGAGAAACUCUGAGAAAAACAAAAAUAGAAUCGAACUCCAGAAAGACUCAGAAAAAAUGGAGGAUGUUAAUGAUUCCCAAAAGAUUCCGGAAGAUGAAGAGAAUAAUCGCAGUCCUCAGAAAGUCCCCCCAAAAGAGAAAGAAUUACCUCCUGCUGAAAGAAACAAUGACCUUGUUGCAGAGGAGUUGCUUCCUGUUGAAGCAAGCACAGGUGUURCUGCUGAGGAUUCAUCUGCAGCACAGCAGAAACCUCCAAAACAGGGACAGAAAUCAAACUUUGAGAAAUUCAUACCUCUUCUGCGUCCAGUCACUGUUGACCUUUCACCUCCAUACUCGCUGCGCUUUAUUUCUGAGGAGAGCUUCCAAAACACGURGAGCGGCAAAGAUAAUGGCAAGAUGUUGAAAGGAUCAACCUCGUUGCUCUCUCCUCCGGUUCGCCAGCCGCUGAAYCGAAAAAACGAAUUGUCGGAGCAGCCUUUGAAUGUAAAAGAAACUCAGCCCAACACUCCUCCGCCAUGCCUUUUCGACAUCGCUGCCUAUAAGCCCAUAGGCUUUGAAUCCUCUUUCUUAAAGUUCAUACAAGAGACGUCUCCAAACGACAAGGAGAAAGCACCGGUGAAGCGGCGAGAAGCCUUCAGACGCAGCUGCUCUGUUAAGGAGAACAACCAGCUAGGGAUCUCUCACACCCGCAGUAGACGCACUCAUUCCCCCCUGGUGAAGUCUCGCGCUGUGACUGGGGGCUUCACGUCUGUACAAAACUUGAAGUCCAUCCUGGACAAAGCCCUGGCCGGGUGUGGGGACCUGGCAAUAAAACAGCUCCAGUACCUCAGACCGGUGGUGGUMCUGGGAAGACCUGUGUGCACCACCAGCUUUUCUGACCUCUUAUCUGAGACCAACAGUAAACUACUACUUGGAAGUUAAACUGAGCACCUUUUUAAACUUUGCAAUGGAAAGUGACUAUAUCACAUGCUAUUUACCAGUAUUGUUUAUUUCUUCCAAACUGUUGGAUUUUUUUAACUGAAAUUUUGUAGAAAUUAGCAUAACAAAAAAGGACAACCUCAAAGUACACAUCAGAGCUGUCUGACAGUAUUUUAGCUUUUGUUUAUAAACUCUGUGACUUGAUAUUCAAUAUGUUAAUUCACAAUCACAWAUGUAUAUAUUCUCCAGCUCUCCAGAAUAAAUGUUUAGCUUUGCAGUUUAUGAAGGAUCAGUAGCAUAAUGCAAGGCCUUUUUCACUUUGGUGAAAAUGUGACAACAAACAUUUCUUUUCUUCAAACUCGUUGAGGAAUAUGUUUGGUUAUUUUCCACCUCGAUUUAUAUGGAAACAGUGUUUGGCUUCAGACGUUGGAUGGAGGACAUGUAUGUAACAUUUUGUAGAAAAAUAAAUGUGAAAAUCAGGGCAUCUAAUCACCAUUGUAAUUGCCUUUUUUAUUUUUCCAGAUUUUAUAAAGCAUACCAUUGUU
Austrofundulus limnaeus is the source of this 7116-nucleotide messenger RNA. RefSeq names its product RLF zinc finger (gene rlf). Gene Ontology annotation, biological process: regulation of transcription by RNA polymerase II. Gene Ontology annotation, cellular component: nucleus. The record is from RefSeq and is a predicted model, not a curated record. Gene Ontology annotation, molecular function: DNA binding; DNA-binding transcription factor activity, RNA polymerase II-specific. The coding region runs from base 29 to 6574 and encodes 2181 amino acids. NCBI's taxonomy places the organism in Eukaryota, Metazoa, Chordata, Actinopteri, Cyprinodontiformes, Rivulidae. The transcript has 8 exons.